UUAUUGAAAAAAAAAAAUUAUAAAUGAAUAAUAUAUUUAAAGUAUUACCUUAAAAUGAAAUCAAAAUAUCAAUACGAUAAUGGAAACAAUUUACUGCAUAAUUUUUUUGAAACUUUUCGAUAUUUUUUAACAAAUAAUUUAAUAUUUAUCAUAAUGCGUUGUAAAGACAAUUAAUUAGUUUUUAGUUAUAUAUUUUAAAAAAAAAAACGUUUUACUAAGAAUAACAGAAAACAGAAAAUAAAUACUAUUAAAAACAAUUUUGAAUUUGUGAAAAUAAAAUUAAUUUUACAGAAAGAUUACCUGAAGAGAGCGUCACUCAAGAAAACGAUGAUAAUGGUAUGGAUCUAUAAUUGAUAAAUAACUAUUUAUUUCUCUAAAUUGUUGUCAUAAUGUAUAUUCAAAACUUUAUAUUUACUUGUUUAAGUUAAUUAAAGGUUUUUUUUAAAAUCUUUGAACACAUUUAUUAAUAAAAAUAUUAAAGGCACGGAAAAUAAAAGGAGUUGAAAAGAAAUUGGUAAAUAAGAAACAUAUAUUACGGUGAAAUUAAAAAUAAAAAUAAUAAAAAAAAUUAAAACUAAUGACAUGUCGAUAGACUCGCACAUGGUUUCUGGAAAAAAAAAGAAUAACAUUAAUUUUUAUAUGCUGUUUUGUCGUGAUUAUUCGCUAAUCAAGGGGUAAAAACCCAAUGCUGGUACAUAAUAAUUCACAAUUGCUAAAGAAAAAGUCUACAUUUUGUACUAACUGAGUGUAGAUCAAAUGGAGGGCUGUUCAAUUUUGCCCGCUUUCGUGCAAAGGCCAAGGUAAAAAGGUACUAAUUCAUUAAAUGUUGCCGUGUGUAGCUAGUUAAUCGUCUAUCACACGCAUGUAAAGAAAUUUAACGAUCAAUUUGUCUACAGAAAACAAAUGUCCUUCAUGGUACCAAUAUCCGCUAGUCGGAUCUUAAAAAAAUAACUUAAUUUUCGAUUUCUCGUUAAGUGAUUUAGCCGAUCCGUAUUUAAAAUAUAAUUGUAUUUAAAUUAUUCUUUGAUUAUUACUAAGCUUAUUUUUUUUCGUCUUAAGGGGAAAAAAAAACAACUUGAACAGUAUGGUGCAGGAGCGCAUACGAUUUGAAAUUAUAUUUAUAUAGCUCGUAUAAGAAAAAAACGUAAAUAGGGCCGCUGGCUCAAAUUGGAAUAUUUUGAAAAAUUUAUAAUAAUUUAAAACCCUUUGUGUUUAAAUAACACAGUAAAAUGCAUUGGCGCAUGGACAACAACUCACUAAGUUUUGUAGCAAUCGCAUGAUUGGUGUAGGAGCGCAUAAUAUGGUUUGAAAAUAUAUUUAUAUAGCUCAUAUUAGGAAAAACGAAUAUGAGGCCCCUGGCUCAAAACUGAAUACUUUAAAACGGUUGUAAUAGUUUAAAAGCCUUUAUAGAGAAGCUUGCAACAUUUCACCAAAAAUUUAUCGGAAUCGGAUGAAUGGCGUAGGAGUGCAUUUGAAAAAUAUUUUUUACAAAGCUCAUAUGAGAAAAAAAACGAAUUAAGGGCCAUCGGCCGAAAACAGAAUGUUCUUAAAAGUGUUUAAAUAACACAGUAAAAUGCACUGGCGCAUGGACAACAACUCACUAAGUUUUGCAGCAAUCACAUGAAUGGUGUAGGAGCGCAUACGGUUUGACAAUAUAUUUAUAUAGCUCAUAUAAGGACAAUGCAACAUAGAGCCCCUGGCUCAAAACUGAAUAAUUUAAAACGAUUGUAGCAAUUUAAAAACCUUUAUGGACAUGCUGACAACAUUUCUCCAAAGUUUUAUAUGAAUCGGAUAAAUUGCUUAGGAGCGCAUGUGGAAAAAAUUUUUUACAAAGCUAAUUUUUGAAUUAAAAAAAAAAAUUAAGGGCCAACGGUUAGGAAGAGAAUUCUUUAUAAGUUUUUUAAUGACUUAGUUAAAUGGCCGGUUAUGUGGUCAACAACUGUCCAAAGUUUUGUUGCAAUCGCAUGAAUGGUGUAGGAGCGCAUACGAGACAUACAGACAUACAAACAAUCAUUUUUAUAUAUAUAGAUUGGGCAAAACUUUUAUCCAAAAAAAAAAAUAACACUACCAAUAUUUCAGAAAAGAAUUGUAUUUUUUAUUAGUAAAUCAUUUAUUAGCAGCAACAAAUUAAAAGACCAUAUAUGCUGCGUUGAAUCUAAAUCAAUUAUUUCAAAUAGUAGCUGAUUUCAAUCCUGAAUUCAUGUAGUUUUAACAAUAGUGUUAUGUAUAACACUUUUUCCCCGUGCGUGAACUUUGCUUGACCCCAAAUUAGAUUCCUAGCAGAUGCUACAUUCCUGAAAGGCGUGGCCAAAUUCGUUUGAUCUACUGCGUUUACUGCCGGCUAAGCCCAGAGAAAAACGGAUUUUGUGGUGCACACUGUUCACGCCUCUGUCUAUCCCGCUUUGCGUACCCUGCACUUUUGUAUUUUUCUGCUAGCGUGGUAUCCUUAAAUAAAACUAUACCAAUCCUGGUUCGUUUCAAUUUUUCAUCUAAAGUCAUCUUUUGUUUUUCAAUAUUAGUACCCGCAGUCCUUUUCUCUCAAUUUUAUUGAACAAGUUUUGUGACGUUUAAUGUUAGGUUCCAAGUUCCACUUGCAAAAGUUACAACUGGUCUGAUUACAUUUUUAUAAACAGUUUUCUUUUUUUUAUGUUGCAGUGUUUUUACUUUUGAGUAUUUUCAUACUAUUGAAGUGUGCCCUGUUACCGUCGAAAUUUAUUGCUUUAUUUUUCUUAGUAAUUCUUUUUUUCAUUCGUUAAUAAUCCUAGGUAAUGGAAUGGGUUUAUAAUUUUAAUAGUUCCAUCCGACUUUUCUUCUCUGAUCAUAGUCAUCUAUUUUUUUUAAACUUGACAACUUAUUUUUUAGUGAUGCGUCUUCUAAUUCAAUAAAUGUUUUUGAUAUAUGUUGAAUAUGUUUCCCUAACAGUGCUUAUCAACAAUUGAUGCAAGAUACUGAAGGGGUUGAUUGUAAAGAGUGCCCAUUGGUUUUGGGUUUUGGUUUUCCUUCAUAAAGUAUCCUGUUAUUGCUCCUCGGGUGUCAAUCUGUAUGUUUGCGAUAACUCUCACUAAUAUUAGGUUAAAUAACAUAAAAGACAUUUAUCCUCUUUAUCUUUGUCAAAUCUAAAAUUCCCUUGAAUAUUUUCACUACAACUCUUUUUAUAGCGUUUUGAGUUAUAUAACGUUACAUGUAUUAGUCUUGUCAGUUUUUUGGGAAUUCCAAACUCCUGUAGAGUCUCGUAUAGAUAUUUUCUUUUGAUGAUGUCAUAGUCAAUUGUAAAGUCCACACAUAGUUGUUAUACUAGGGAAUUAUAAUCUUAUUUAGAAAAAAAAUUUAAAUUGCUUUAAAUAUCGUCCAUAAAGUGCACUAUGUUUCAUUAAAGACGAUGAUUAAAAUUUUAAAUUCAUACACGUUAUAUUGUUUACCAAAUUCAGUAGUAUUGCCAUUUUAUUAUUAUUAUUGGUGCCGGGUGGCCGAGUGUUUUAAAUUGAGUCAAUCCAAAUAUUAAAGUCCGUUGUUAAAUUCUUACAAAAUCCUAUUCAAAUAAAAACACCAUAAGCAACCCGAAUUGAUGUAUCACGUUAAUAUUGAUUGGCAAGACAAGAAAAACGUGAAAACCUGUAGAUCGAUUCCCGUAGUCGUUAUGACAUUGAAUAUAUGACAAAUAAAACAACCCUCAUCUAUAAUGACUUUAAAUAUAUUUAUAAUACUAUUAAAAUGUAAGAUUAUGUUGAACACUUCAUAUGUCUGGACACUGUAUCAAUAUUUACAGAAUUAAACGGAAAAUAACCUCUGCUGUUAUUUUUUUUUACAGGAAUGUAAUUUUUUAAAUCACAAUUAACACUAUUUCAAUUGGAAUAUGCUUUUAUAGAUACAUAUAUAAUUUAAUAUGAUGAACAAAAAGAAUAGAAGGUACCGAAAACAAUGUAUUAUUAUCAUACUUCAAAAACUUAUUCUAACUUUUUUUUUACAUUUCCUUUAUUUAUUUUACAGCAUCGCCAAAAAGUAAACAUUUUCAAGGAGAAAAUAAGCCAGGUAUAAAAAUAAGUUUAAUUACAUUUUUUUAAUGAUUUUUAAAGUUUCGUUCAUAAAUUAUUUGUUUUGAACAUACUUAAGUUAAUAAAAUGUAUUUAUUAUAAUAGCAAAAUAUAAGUUUGUAUUGAACAUUUUAUACGUAUGUGCUAUGUACCUAGAUUUACAGAAAUAACUCAAAAAAAAAGAACCUCUGAAAUGAUUUUUUUUACAGAAAUGAGAUGUAUUUUUAUUCUAAAACUAGAAGGUCGAACAACCAAUGUAUCCUUACCUUUCUUUAAAUUAAGAACAAUUCCAAAAAUAUGUUUUUGAAAUUUGCUUUAUAAAGUAUUGCAGCAUCAACUAAAAAUAAAAAUAUUCUAGUAGAAAAUAAGUGAGGGACGCGAAUAGGUUUUACAUACGUUUUUAAUAACGGUUAAAAUUUCAUUUAUAAACUAUUUUAAAAACAUUUUAUAAAUAAAAUAUACUUAAAAUACAGCAAUAUAUAAUGUAACAUCAAUCCCUUUAUUUGUAUGCACUCUUAUCACGAUUUACAGAAUUAACUGGAAAUGAACCUCAGCUGUGAUUAUUUUUUUUACAGAAAUGUGAUGUAUUUUUAUUCCGAGAGACAUUAUUUCAAUUAUUGUUUUCUCUUAUAUAUCCAUACACGAAGGACCUACAAGAAAAGAAAAUACCGAAAACAAUGUAUUGUUAUCUUUAUUUACAGUAAAUGUUUAACAAAAACAUUUUUUUUUGUCAAUUUGAUUUACAAUAUACUAGCCGAUACACCCGCGUGGCCCUGGAUUGCUUUAGGACCCCGAUCCUGAUUUGACUCCUAUCCCUAAGAGACCCCAAUCCUAUUUUGACGCCUAUCCCAGAUCAAAACCGUUUCCAGGUGUGAUCACAAUCCUUGUUGUAUCCCAUUUUCUUGUUGCUCCGGAUCCAGGGGAAUCCAGAUCCUGUUGGGAUCCCGAACCCGACGAUAUCUGGAAUUUGUUGGGAUCUCGAGCUUGGUGGAUCCCUAUGGGCUACCGAUCCCGUUAGGAUACCGGUCUCUACGGGAUCCCAUUUCACCUUGGGACUCUCUUUUCCAAUUUUAUUCCGUUUCCGAUAGUCCCGAUCCCGGUUUAAUCCCGGUUUGAGAUCGCGUUACCAAUGGGUUCCAGUAUACUAAUAGAUAUCGCUCCACAUUAGGAUCUUAUUCCACUAUGGCAUCAUGCUCAGUGCGAUUUGGUUCCAAUAAUCUUUAAGAUCAUGUUAUAUAACCACUCAGAAUCUUCUGGAACAUUAUAGAUUUAAUUUAAUAUGCUCCAUGAAAUCUGCAAAAAAUUACUUUUCUAAGUAAAUAUUUUUCAAAUACAAAAUAUUAUACAAUUAAUUUUCAGUACUAUAACUAUAGCAAAUUUAAACUAAAAUAGGAGCCCCGUGGGGGCCCAUUUAAGAAAAAAAAACACGUUUUAGGUAUGUCUGAGAUGGGCUAUAAAAAUCAAUAAUAUUAAUUAUAGAAUUAAAAUGUAAUAUUUGUCCCAUUAAAAUCGAUUUAAAAUGAAAUAAAUAUAGCUUUUUUAAAUUAUCAAAUUUUCUGAAAAUUUCUAGAUUGGAUAUUAUUAGUUUUAAAUCCACGGAUAUUUCAAUACGGACUAAGAAGCGUGAUGAACAAAGCUAGGCUUAGAUCAAUAAAUUCACAUAGAACCUAUACCGUUGUCUAACCCUAUUGAUAUUCAUAUAGCUUAUUUAAAGAAAAAAAUUAACUGGGGCCCCGGGCCCCAGAGAAAUGGAUAUUAUGAGUUCAUGAACUUUUUUUACAGAAAUGUAAUUAUUAUAAUUCUAAGAAACAUUUUUUUAAAAUUAGUAUAUGCUAUUUUAUAUGAAUUAACUAUUUAAUAUAAAUAACAUAUAUAAUAGAAUGUAGCGAGCGCGACAAUGUAUUUUAAUUUUUCUUUACAUUAAUUUUUUUUUUUUUGACAUUUACAUUAUAAUGUAUUACAGCAUCAUCUGAAAGUAAACCUCUUCUGGGAGAAAGUAAGUCAGGUAGCCAAACAAGUUUAACAUACGUUUUGAAUGAUUGUUUAAGUUUCGUUUAAAACUAUUGUUUUUAACACACUUAAGUAAAUAAAACCACCCUCUCGCUAUAAUGGUGAACUCCAAACACUUAAGAUUUUAAAUUUCUUGCUAAAUGAAGUUGUUUCUUCAUUUGUCCAUUUGAUGAAGAAGGCUCUUUGAUGAAUCGUACUCUUUUUUUUUAUUUUCACUUUUUAUAUAUAUAUAUAUACAGCUAUAACUUACCAUAUUUCACUCCUUCACAUAACUCGAACGAAGUUAUUCCUUCAUUAUCCUUCAAUUAAGAAGACGAUUUAAAAAAAAAAAAAUAUUAACCUAUUCUUUAAUUUAAAAAAAAAAAAUAUUUGAUAUCAUAUGUUACAUGCCAAUAUCGCCUAUUUUACAUUUACAGAAGUGACGCCAACUACAGCUUUAUAUGAAAACACGAAAGGUAACAACAGCAUUAAACAAAAAAAAAAGGGAACUACGAAUAUUUAAAGACACAGAGUUAAUAUUAAAUUUAUUUUAAAAUAAUAGACAGCAAAAGAAUAAAAGAACAAUAAAAACAAUAACCGAUUAUUAUCUGCAAAAUAGGACAUUAAUCAUUCAAGAAUUGCUUUAUUUAUGUAAAUAUUAUUGUAAAGCAAUUCCAUUUAAAGAAAUGAAAAUGUGUUCCUCUUUGAUACAAGUGCAUUUGUAAAAAAAAAAUAAAGAAAAUUAUUAAUUUUAUAAUACCUAUAGUUGUAUUUAAAUGUAAAUUUAUCUUAACAUCCGAAACAAAGAUGGAAUAUGUCCCUUAAAAUAAAAUAACUAUUAAAAUUAAACUAGGAGAUAUAUUUAUAGGUUCUAUACAACAUAUAAUACUUAAUGCAGAGAAUAAGUUUUAAUUAAAGGCAAUGAUCAGCUGUUGAUGCACUUUUUGGAUUGUAAACCUGGCAUAAAUGUUCCUCCCACAUUCCUUUUGAUACUUUUAAGAUAAGAAUGUAUAUGAACUCAUAACAAUAAAAAUACACCAGUUGCAGUAUACGAGUAGUAAAAAGCAGAUGUCCCUCUAUAUGCAUACUGCCAUUGCGCAGGAAAUGUAAACCCUGCGGCUGCAGGUGCCUCGCAUAUUGAUGGGUCUAAAGUUGGGAUACAUGAAAAAACAACAACAUUUGAACAAUUUUGAAUGAAGGGGAUGGAGGGUGCACGAAACAGAAGUCAGGGUUCGUCUCUGAGAAGAGGACCAACUAGACAUCAAUUCUAAAUGUUAUACAUAUUACAUAUUUAUGGUACUUAGAAAGUUAAGUUGUUGCCAGGCUAAACUAAGGGCUCAAAAAAGAAUCAAUAGAAACUUUAAAGAAGUUAUCACUAACAUUACCAAUGUUUUAAUUCAUUGUUUUGAUGAUACACAUUUUUAACACAAAUUUGAACACUAAAUUAAAAAUUAAUAACUUGCGAUAAAUCAAUGUGUUUUUCUAAACAUUCAUAUAAUGUAUAACUUUCGUUUAAAAAGACAUAUGAUUUAUAUUUUAGAGUUAUCUUUGCAACACAUAGAUUAUUUUUUUCCAUUUUUACUUUUUGUGACGCACUCGGUCACAAGAUAAGUAUGAACUUCGUAUGUUGAUACGUAAAUCCAAAUAUAAUUUAUUUUUCUUAUUGAAUGUUAAUUCGCCCCCCCUCCCAUAUUUUUCUUUAAAAUAAUCACGCUUAUUUUACCAAUGCUUCUAACUGUGUAAGGUAGAAGAUAAGUUGUUAUCAGAACUUAAAGUUGCUUGGAUUUUGGAAAAAAAAAACAUUACAUAGAAAGAUGUGCUAGUAUGAGCAUUUUCUUUAAUAUCAAUUAUACAAUAUGUUUAUAAAUCCAACACAGAAUGUACAGAAAAUAAAUAUAUUAAAGAUUGUACAGAUGGUUCUUUUCAAAGCCCUAACGUAAGUAUCAAUAUUAUUUUAAUUAGAAAUUAUUUGUUUGUCUUCUUCUGUCAUCGUAGGAUGUGAUUGCGUCGUGUGAGAGAGAUGCUGUAAUACAAUUAUUGCAAAUGGCUGCAAGGCAACAGACUUGUUAGUGUUGUGUUUUAUAUUCUGCAUUUUAAAGAUGUUUUUAAAACUGACAAUGCAUUGACUAGCCCUGGCUUUGAGCACGAAAUGGUUUCUAGGAAUCUAAUGAUGCCUGUGUAUAGACAUCGACAAUCUUGUUGGGCUAUUUUAACUGCCUUUGAUGGAACCAACAAUUUGUCUUAUUUAAUUAUUGUUUUAAUUAUAAUAAUAAUAUUUAAAAUAACAAGAAAAAGAUUACUGAAUCGUCUAUUUUGAUUUAAUUCCAAGAGAUACGGGACUUAAUUUUGUAUAUAAAUGUGUUAAAGAUAAAAUUAUAAAGAUUGUUUCAAGAUUGGCCAUAAUGAAACUAAAACUUUUAUCUGAUUAUUGAAUUUUCAAUCAUUUAAUUGUAAAUAAAAAUAACUGUAAUUGGCCUUUACGUGGAAAAAAACAAACACACAAAGUAAAAUUUAAAAUAAUAAUAAACCUAAGUGGAUCAUGUCCGCCCAACCCCCAUUGGAUACCGCGAUGUGGUCUCAUUUGAUGAUUCCCUCGGUCGCGCUUUUGAUCAUAGACGCACCCAAUGCACACACAAAAAAAAAGCAACACAAGUCUACGUCAUUGAAAGUCAAAAGUUUGCUCCACCACAAAAUUACUCCCUUUAAUAACUGACAACGAUGAUACCCCAUUAACUAUAAAAAUUACUAAUAAAAUAGUUUGUGAUAGAAUGCCAAUAAUUACACAUGUCUUAAUUUUUAAAAAAAACUUUAUCAGAAGAAACAUAUUCAAUGGUCUAGCUUGGAACAAAAAUACUUAAAGUAUGUGUGUCUGGAACUGCGUGCAUCUAUUCCCGCAUUUUACACGGUUAACGUGUCUGCGUUUCCCCCAAUAAUAAAUAUAUAUAUAUUUCUAAGAAGAUAGUUUACAAGGUCAUUUAAAAAAAACAAAAACAAAACAGAAAUAUCUUCAAUGUUGUUUAUACUAUUACAUUAAAAGUACUUACACAUCUUGUUAAAUAUAAGUGUAUGAAAUGUGGAUAAUCAGGUUCCUAGUUUAUUAAAAGCGCAUAUUUUUUUUCGCAUGUAUAUUAAAACAGAUAAUUUUCUAUCGUACUUUAAGGCAAACAAAAUGCAAAAGGUCUUAAUUCUUUUUUUAGAGUAUUAUUUUAACGGGAUGAGAGGGGAGGAAGUUGUUUGAGGGUCUUUGGGGAGUAGAAAUUAAAAUAUGGGGUUAUUACUUUUGAGACACACACACACAAAUAUACAUAUACAUUUAUUCAUUAAUCAUUUAAUUCAUUAAACGUGAUGUUAUUAUGAUAAAUGAACUUUUGUAUAAAUGAUUGUGGAAGCUAAUAUACAAGAUAUUUUUUUUAAAUAUGAGAUAUACAAACAUAUUAAUUGUUUAAAGGUAUUUUUUCCACUUUAAUAUUACAGGAAAGUAAUUUAUCAAACGAGAGAAUUUGCGAAAUAGAGAUUAAGGACGCUGAAAGGAACGCAGCCAUAAAAGAAUCAUAUGAGGAAGAUUCCAUCUCUACAUAUUGGCAAAACGAAAAUAUGAUGGGAUUAAGCAUUCGUCAAGGUGACACCCCAUUACACGUUGCCGUCCGAAACGAAAAUAAAGAAGAAGUUGAAAGGCUUAUUAAAAAUAAAGCUCUUAUUAACAAAAGGGACGCUGAUGACAUGACAGCUUUAAUGAUUGCUAGUCGAAACGGGUUAACAGACAUUGCGGCCUUGUUGAUUUCAACUAUAAACAAUGUAAAUUUCCAAACGUCUAACGGAACGACAGCCUUAAUGUUUGCCUGCGAAAUGGGCCAUUUCGAUACAGUUAAAUUACUUGUUCAAAAAGAGGCAAAAGUCAACCUCAACAAUGAAAAUAAUGUUACAGCUUUAACAAUAGCUGGACACGCGGGUUAUACAGCGAUAAAAAGAUUCCUGUUAUCCAAUGGUGCUAAAAAUACUUCCUUAAAUUAAAUUUUUGUUUGGAAUAUUCCUUUUAUAGUAUAAUUAAAACCAAAUAAAUAAACAUUUUUAUGUGUGCUGGAUAUAAAAUUAAUGCUGAUUUCAUUUCUCAAUGUAAAAUUCAUUAGGUAUAUUUCCAAAUGCAUUUUUAAAAAAAAUGAAAUGUCAUAUAUUUUUACACCUCAUUUGGCUGAGCAGGAAGGCGAGACUAAUUUUAUUAUAGAGUGAAACAAUGAUUACAAAAUGCUAAGAGUACACUGCUUGAAACAUUGUCUUAAAGCUGACAUAAGCAUUUCUUUAAUUUCAUUACACUUGUGUCAUAAAUUAAUCUCAAAUAAAAUAUAGAAAUGAACUUAGUUUGAAAACUUCUAGACGGUAAUUAUAAGUAAUUGCAUCGUUUUGUAACAUUUUUUGUGUAACAAUUAAGAUCCAAAUUUGUUAAUGAAAUUAUGGAAGUAAAGAGAAACGCACAAAAUGAAGCGAAAUGUGUUACUUUUUCAGAAAUUGAUUUCAUUUUUCAUUGCAGAGGUAUUGCAACAUUUCGAGUUUCAGAAGUUUCUUUUUGAUAUCAUUAUUACUUUGCAUACUAUGAUACUAUAUAUGUAAAAGAAUAUUUUUUGGAAACAUAAUUAAUUUCAAAAUAUGUUGAGCUCUUUGUUUUAAUGAUCACAUGCUAAGAGCAACAAGAACUUAAAUAUUAAAUUGUAAACAUUUUUGAUUUAACAUCGUUUAUUACAUUUAAAAAAAAAUUAAUUGUUUCAGUGAAUAACGUUUUUUAUUCUCUUUAAAUUAAUCAAUUAGUUAUAAGCGUUAUAACAAUUACUUCAAAUAUCAUACUCAGUAAGUGUGACAUGAGGACUCAAAAGAACACAAUUUUUGAUAAAGCAUGUUUAUUAAUUUUUUUCAAAAAAGAUUUCUCUUGCAGGCGAUAUAGCUUCUAGUUUUUGUAAGAGUCAUAGGCAACAAUACAAGUGACUCAGCAGGGCGAACUGUCAUCUCGUUUUGUACACGUCCCUUCUUUACUUGUAGCCUGUAUGAUCGCAUGCUUAGUUGCGUCACUAGUCUUAGCUCCAUCCAGUUAGUAAAAUCAACGUGUCAUACAAUUCCGACAUUUUCAUGAACUUUUUACGAAUCAGUCUGCUCUGGUGGUAACCGACGCUGGUGACAUGUAACACCCGGCUGUAAUGACAUUCUGUUAUCGUGGUUCUUUACUCUGGUGGCAGCUGGUUCAUGAUUUUUGUAUUAAACUUAGAUUUGUUAUGAAACCAAUUUUGUGGAGCUCUGUAAAUUUGUAAACUUUUUUCCUUUAGUGUUAUCCCCUGUGAGGUUUUCAUCACAUUUUGAGAGUGUAUCUCCGAUGAGAAUAUCUACACCCUGUGAAAAUGUGUACCCCAAGUUUGGAUGUAACGGUUGUGGUCCGCAACCCAGCAUUACUAUUGAUGCUACUUUUUAUGCUCAAAACGUCAGUAAAUGUAAAGUUUUUCAAUAAUUCUCUCCAGGAGGCUGUCCAAAAGAUAAUCACUUUUGCAAUAACAUACAUUUGCAAUCAGGAUCUUUAACUAAAUUAACAUAAAAUUGAAGCAUAUAAAUAAAUUAUGUUUCUCUUAAGACAAUAUUUAAACUGUUCAGCUUUAGAAAGAACCAAGUAUGAUGUCAUUGCAUAAAAAAGAAACAUAAUUUCACCAAAAUAUAAAGAUAACAUUUUUUUAAAGAAAUCAUUGUGUUCCAUAAUUAGUAUUUUAAUAUCUUAUGUAUAUUUUAAAUUAUUAUUUAUUUCCCAUUAUAUAUUUUAACUUAUACUCCCCUUAGAAAUAGAUUUAAUAAACAUUUUAAAUGUGCAUACGUGAUAAUUUUCUUCGACUUUUAAUCAGGAUCAUCGAAAGCGUAAAAAAUAAAUAUACUUGGGGAUAAAGGCAAAAAACCUCUGUGAUCCUUAUUUGGAAAGUGCCUUUUAUACUUCGCUAAAAUGACCGAAUCUUACAAUUUCUAUGUCUUUACAAUAUAAGAUCAAUUGAAUGAAAUAGCACAACGAGGUAUAUGGAAGCGUGAAUUAUAAAGAGGACAAAAAGAUAAAGACUUUUCGGCAUCGAGCCUUUUUCAGUUAACAGUAGAAAUGAAAUGAGCACUAAGAGCAGGUUUAUGUUCAUUGUACGAUACUAUUCAUGGUGUUAAAAGCUAUUCUUAACUUUUUCUCUUAGGGGCCAAUUGCCCGUAACGGAAUAUUUAGAAGGGUUAUAAUGACUUAGAAAAAUACUCUGGCUUGUGGAAAACAACUCACCUCAGUUUAAUCGCAAUCGCUUGAAUGGUGUAGGAGCGCAUACAGUUUGAAAGUAUAUUUAUAUAGCUCAUAUUAGAAAAAAAAAGAACAUAGAGCCCAUGGCUCAAAACUGAAUAUUUUAAAACGGUUGAAAUAAUUUAAGAAUCUUUGUGGGCGAUUGCACAACAUCUCAAAAAGUUUUAUCGCAUUCUGAAAAAUGGUAUAGGAGCGCAUACGGAAAUUAUCUUUUACAAACUCAUAUAAGAAAAAUAUUAAUUUGGGUCCAACGGCUGAAAACGGAAUAUUUUAAAAGUGUUGUAAUGAAUGAGUAAAAUGCGCAGGCUUAUUGAUAAUAACUCACCAAAGUUUUGUCGCAAUCGCAUUAAUGGUGUAGGAGUGCAUACGGUUGGAAAAUAUAUGCAUAUAGUUUAUAUAAGAAAAAAAGAACAUUGGGCCCCUGGCUAAAAACGGAAUAUUUUGAAAUGGUUCUAAUAAUUCAAAAACAUUUGCAGCCGUGCUGGCAGCAACAUCUCACCAAGUUUUAUUGUAAUUGAAUAAAUGAAGUAGGAGCGCAUACGAAAAUUAUUUUUUUACAAAGCUCAGAUGAGAAAACGUACGAAUUAAGGGCAAACGGCCGAAAACGGAAUAUUUUAAAAGUGUUUAAACAACAAAGUCAAAUGCGGGGCCACAUCCCCAAAAUUUGUUGCAAUCACAUUAAUGGUUUAGGAGGGCAUACAGUGUGAAAAUAUAUUUAUAUAGCUCAUAAAAGGAAAAUGGAACAAAGAUCUCUGGCUCAAAAUUUAAUAUUUUAAAACGGUUGAAAUAGUUUAGAAACUUUUAAGGACAUGCUCGCAACAUCUCACCAAAGUGUUAUCGGAAUCGGAUAAAUGGCGUAGGAGCGCAUAUGGAAAUCUUUUUUUAGAAAGCUCAUAUUGGAAAAAAAAAUGAAUUAAGGGCCAACGGCUGAACACAGAACAUUGUACAAGGGUUAUAAUGACUCAGUUAAAUGGCCAGUUAUGCGGAAAACAAUUCACCAAAGUUUUGUCGCAAUCUCAUGAAUGGCGUAGGAACGCAUACGAGACACACAAAGAUACAACGAUACAUAGAUAUAGACGUUCAUUUUUAUAUAUUUAUAAAUUGUAAUAUCCACAUGUUAUUUUUUUAUUGAAAUGUCUUACAAACACCACAUGUUUAGCUCAGCUUAAUCGUAGGUGGUUUUAAAUUUAAGAUUGUUAUCAAUUUUUGGGAAAUAUGUUGUAACGUGUUCUUUCAAUUUAAAAACAAAAAUAAAAUAAAAAUGUAAAUACAAUUCUAACUGUACAUAUGGAUAUGUUAGGCGUAGUUAAAAUUUUGUUAGAUUAGGGUAUACGAUUAUGCAUUAAGUGUUAAUUAGCGUUAACAG
Lymnaea stagnalis (great pond snail) is the source of this 13678-nucleotide messenger RNA. Lineage: Eukaryota; Metazoa; Mollusca; Gastropoda; Lymnaeidae. The record is from the annotation of a GenBank genome assembly.